AUGUCCGGUGAAGAGGUUGCUGCUACCUUCAAGAUGGUCCUCUGCGGUGACGGUGGUACCGGUACGCAUACUCAAUGCUCCUCGCAAGGUACGUCACACGAGAGGGGCGAUUUGUUGGUGGAGCAUUCACUGAUCCUCGCUCAGACCACCUUCGUCAAGCGCCACCUUACUGGCGAGUUCGAGAAGAAGUACAUUGCCACCCUUGGUGUCGAGGUCCACCCUCUGAAAUUCCACACCUCUUACGGCACCAUCUGCUUCAACGUCUGGGACACUGCCGGCCAGGAGAAGUUCGGUGGUCUCCGUGACGGCUACUACAUCCAGGGCCAGUGUGGUAUCAUCAUGUUCGACGUUACCUCGCGUAUCACCUACAAGAACGUCCCCAACUGGCACCGUGACCUCGAGCGUGUCUGCGAGAACAUCCCCAUUGUUCUCUGCGGCAACAAGGUCGACGUCAAGGAGCGCAAGGUCAAGACUGGCAACGUCACCUUCCACCGCAAGAAGAACCUCCAGUACUUCGAGAUCUCGGCCAAGUCGAACUACAACUUCGAGAAGCCCUUCCUUUGGCUCGCCCGCAAGCUCGUCGGCAACCAGUCGCUCGAGUUCGUUGCCGCCCCUGCCCUCGCCCCCCCUGAGGUCGAGGUUGACCCCGCCCUCAUGGCCAAGUACCAGGCGGAGCUCGACACUGCCCUCAACGCACCCCUCCCCGAUGAGGACGACGCCGACCUCUAGAGUGGAGGAGAUAUGUACGGGGCUCGGCAACCGUUCCAUAGUCUGUAGUUCAUGAGCCGAGUCAUGAAUCUCUGCAUGUUAUGUGAUCUA
This is a messenger RNA of Vanrija pseudolonga, 819 nucleotides long. Its product is annotated as GTP-binding nuclear protein spi1. The coding region runs from base 1 to 729 and encodes 242 amino acids. NCBI's taxonomy places the organism in Eukaryota, Fungi, Basidiomycota, Tremellomycetes, Trichosporonales, Trichosporonaceae. Gene Ontology annotation, biological process: ribosomal subunit export from nucleus; protein import into nucleus. The transcript is spliced from 9 exons. The record is from RefSeq and is a predicted model, not a curated record. Gene Ontology annotation, molecular function: GTPase activity; GTP binding. Gene Ontology annotation, cellular component: cytoplasm; nucleus.